GCGCGGUAGAACGAUGGAACGCGAACGCGAUACAUUGUAACAAAGACUCCCAUUAGGGACCAUCACAGACCAGUCUAUGCCAUGAGGAGUCAGAAGUCCCGUGGCCAGACGUCAGCCACACCUUCCCGCCAACGCUUGCCACGCUUCAGUCUUCACUCCAGGAGAAAGAAAGAAGGUGUAAUCCAGGGAAAGCUGCGUAUCCGUUCCAUGCCGGGUGCCUUUCUGUUGCUUGGGAUGGUGGUUGUUGUUGUUGGCACUGCGCUUGCCGUGGCAGGCUACUGGCCGUACAGGACCCAUCGAUCAUCAGUGGACACGGCAGAGGAAGGAUACUCUGGAAGUGCAUCAGGAUGGGGAUUAGGGUCCAAAGGACUGUUUUCAGCAGCAAGUCUGGUUCAUAGUGAAAGGAUGAAACUACUUGGACCUGUCAUUAUGGGAGUGGGACUCUUCAUACUUAUUUGUGCCAAUACGGUACUCUAUGAGAAUCGGGAUAGAGAAACUCAAAUGCUUCUGGCUCAGAUGCGGAGUGUCAUUUGCUCUGUUUCUGCAGCCGUGCCUUCGGCAGACCUCUUGCAGGUGAACGCUCUUGCCAGGCACUACCAAUGGGUCAGCAGUUUACCUGCAGCCCACCUGAAUAUCCUCUGCCUCCAAGAAAUGUCCAGUUCGGAGCCUCUACUACAAGUAAAGAGCAUGGAUGAGGAGGACAGCAUUCAGCAGCAAGAUACAGUACACACUGAGGUUCUUCAUCAUCAGGACUCUUCCUCCACAUCCUCGAUUCACUCCUCCAACUCUUGCAAUGACAGCAAAGAGUUUUUUUGCACAGAGGAACGGGUGACAAACUCUGCACUGGAUCUGCGGGAAGAAAGUCACUUUGGACUAAGCAACUGUAUGACUGCAUCCUCUAUGUCCACUCUGGGUGGGGAGGAAUUGGAGAUCUUCUCCAUCCCACCCAGACGCUCCUACAGCAUGAGCCAUAGGACUAAACCACAUAUACUGCCCAGGGAUCUGGUGUAUUCUGAGGACAAGCCUGUGUCUUCUAUGGGUCACUAUAGACUCCUUCCAAGGCAGUCCAGCUCAGAGGUGUGUGUGAACAUGGUUGGAGUUGGCGUUACAAGCCUUGACCUUAUACCUGUGGAAGAGCAGAAACACAGCAGCUGGCCUCGGCUAGAUCUCGGAAGCGCCAAGAAGUAUCUCAAGCUGGAGAACAAAGAGGACUCCGUGGACAAGUUACUGGACCAGCUUGAGCAGCAAUGCUUGCAGUUGAACAAAAGCUAUGGCUCAGGUCCCUUCCAAUGAGCCGAAGUUUAAUCUUUACAUCAAGGUCAAUGGCUUGCCUGAGCCAAUGGUAAUAAGAAGGAGCCUUAUAUAAUGAUAUACACUUGGAAUAACCCAACCUACAAUUGGGCACAAGUUUCCAGUGGAUAUUGUUUGCACAGUUUCUGGAAUCCCUUGAGGUCAAUUAACUUCCAUGACCUAGUCAUUUAUCUCACUUGACUAGUUUUGUAACUUGCUUGUUUUUGGGAUUUAAUUUGUUUUUGUCACUAGUUUGUUCGGAGACUUGAUGGAAUGAAAAUAUAAACACACGUCCUGAAGGAAGCUAGGGAUGGAGGUAUAUUACAGUCAUUUGAAUGUGCUAAACAGCUUGUGAUGUCAUAGAUGAUUGGGUGGAUUCCAAUUGGAGGGAUCCAUUUGUUAUUGUUGCUAAAGCCCUACUUGUUACUGGGACACAGCAAGCAACAUUUCUUAGUCUACGAGGUAGAAUAAACGAAGACCUCGGCAGUGACUAGAUUCAAAGUAAACACAUUUCUGACUUCCGAAUUCAGGUCAGCCAAAAACAUGGCUCUGGUUUUGAUAGUUUUAUAGGCCAAAAAAUAAAGAAUGCUGGUUAUUUGACUCAUAAGUGGAUUGAAACUGUGUGUCUGCUAUUGGAGAGUUCAUUUGUAUGCAAGGUAAUGAGGUAAUGCAACCUCAGUUGCAGUGUCUGUUAAUAUUUUGUGUCUGGUUUCCUUGAGUAUCUGUUCUUCUUGUGUUUCACCUUUCUUCCAUCUCUGCCAGGCGGCAGUGAAACAGAAGCAUUGUCAAUGAGGGUGCAGUGCCCUCUUGGCAUCAUUAACUAAGGUGAUCAGUGUUUUUGCAUGCACUAAUGCGGGUACAUAAUUGCUUUCCCUUUAAAGGGUGGAGUUGGAGUGAUCCCGUCUUUGCAAUGAGAAUGUGUAACUUCACUCUGUUUACAAAAAUAAGGCAGUCACUCGUCUCUAUUACGUCCAUGUAGCCUGUUUUUGUGCGCUGUGUUAUUUGCCGUGGGUUCUUAAUG
This is a messenger RNA of Carassius carassius (crucian carp), 2311 nucleotides long. RefSeq names its product transmembrane protein 200A-like. Bases 82 to 1293 code for a protein of 403 amino acids. The transcript has 2 exons. NCBI's taxonomy places the organism in Eukaryota, Metazoa, Chordata, Actinopteri, Cypriniformes, Cyprinidae. The record is from RefSeq and is a predicted model, not a curated record.